GUUUAGAGUCAACAGAACCGCCAUUUUCAAAAAGUUGUUUCUUCGUGCAAGAUAAAAAUGGUUGAUCUAAACUACGAUUUUAGCAUGAAUCGACUCCAGAAUCGGCUGGCAACGUUCAAAGACUGGCCCUUUACUGAAGAGACAGGUUCAUCAUGUACUGCAGAGAAGGUACUACCUUUAGAUAGGAGAGGAGAAAACAAAUUUUCCUUUAGAGCUAUAAAAAAUAAGUUUCUAAAAAUGUUGUGUUUGACCCAUCUUAUUUAGUUGGCUUAGAUUAUGAAAUAUAACCUUAACUCCCAGUUUAUUAACCUGCGACUCGCACAAGUGAACUUCCUCGCAGGCUAUCAGUUGAUUAGAAGUUCCAAAUUUGAUGUUCUCUUGUUUCUUGUUUGACGCUCUGUAAACACUCUAAUUCAAAACAAAUCAUAGAAUAAGAUUUUGUUCUCGUAAACUACCUGUUUAAAUUACAGAAAAAAGAGUUCUUAUCCUAUGAUUUGUUUUAAAUUUUCUCGUAAAAUAAGAACACGUUUUCUUAAAUUGAGAGAAUCGGAGCAAUCUCGAAUUUAGAGUGUAAAAUUUCCAUUUGUUUCAUAGAUGGCCGAAGCGGGAUUUUUCCAUUCUCCUAAUGACCGUGAUGCGGACAUUGCACGCUGUUUUGUGUGCUUCAAAGAGCUGGAAGGAUGGGAGCCUGAGGAUAAUCCUAUGUAUGUAUUUAGCUAACCAUGCAUUUCGGGUACAUGUACCUUUAAUAGACUUACAAGUCAAAUUUCUAAUGUACAGAACUAACAACACUAACAUACAUUUUCUUUGUUUUAGGGAGGAGCACAAAUCUCAUUCACCUAAAUGUGAAUUUCUCCUGUUAAACAAGAAAGAGGAAGAUUGGACAGUUGAGGACUUCUUGGAACUGGAAACCAAAAGACAAAUAAACAGAAUGGUAAGGCUGUGCGUACUAACAUACUAUCAAAGCAAUAGAUGAGUACCUGCUGUAGGCAUAGCCCUUCUCAGGUUAAACCAGAAUUUCCUUUGUCUCCCAUGAAAAAUAAAAUAUUAGGGCUUGGAAACAAAGGAAAUUCUGAAUCAAACUAGGAUGAAUAAAGGUUCAACCUGAGAACAGAUUUUACCUACAAGAUACCUCUACCCCAAUACAAACUAUCACAGAUUCCCAGUCCCUGGGCAAUUUGUUAUAAAAGGGUUCCAACUUUCAUAGUUUUGUUUUAUUCAAAAGUAUUUCUCAAGUCUCCUUUUUGCUUUUUUAAAAACAAAAACAUCUUACAGUGGAAGCUCUCAUAAGCAGACACCCUUAGGACAUGAAAAAGGAGCUGAAACUGGAGCUGGCCACUUACAGGAAUACAAAAAUACAGAGUUUGUGUGGGAGUUAAGAAAUAUGGGACCGUUUUUGUGGGCGCGACAGUGAGUAGAACUGUCCACUUACAAGAGUGUCAGUCAAGACAGCUACCACUGUAAUUCUUAUCACUGUUUUUUUUGUCUUAUUUCAGCAUAAGAUCAUUGAGCUGAAGACAAAGGAGUACAAAGAACUAGCAGAGCAUGUCAAAACUGAAAUGGAAAAACUUGUUUAACUAUUAAACUGUAAAUAGCUCAUUGUAUCAUUUCAUGUAAGUAAUGACUCAGUGAUAUGAACUGUAGUAUAGAAACCACCUCAAUAACGAGACACUUUGCAUUUUGAGAAAUAGUGAGUAUCUGCAUCUGUACAGACUCUGUCGAGUCUUUUGAGUUAAAUGUAUGUUCAGUCAGUCGAGAGUAAAGAUCAAGAUGUACAACACAAACAAGCUUCAAAGACAUUAUCUUUUUCUUUUCUUUUUUUCUUGUGUUUGUGUCCUGUUGACAUUCCUGAAAUUGAUUAUUGUGGUGUUAACAGCUUCUGACAGAAUGGUUUUAGAAAAAUUGACUUGUAAAUAGAAAUAAACGAUUAAAAAAUGAUGGGUGUAAAAUAAGGUAACAUUUACAUUUCAAGCCCUCCUUUUUGUUUCUGUAGCAUGGUAACCUGUACCUUGAAGUCCAGAAUGAGAUAAUAGUGAGUUUACGAAACAGGAUAGCAGGAAGAAGAGGAU
This is a messenger RNA of Porites lobata, 2069 nucleotides long. NCBI's taxonomy places the organism in Eukaryota, Metazoa, Cnidaria, Anthozoa, Scleractinia, Poritidae. The record is from the annotation of a GenBank genome assembly.